Messenger RNA from Stylonychia lemnae, 1128 nucleotides. NCBI's taxonomy places the organism in Eukaryota, Ciliophora, Spirotrichea, Sporadotrichida, Oxytrichidae. The record is from the annotation of a GenBank genome assembly.
AUGGAGGAUUUGGAAUUAAAUGAGCAAAUGGAGAUAUUUAUCUCUGCUUUCCCAAAACUUGAGUAUUCUUUUAUAUUCUAAGUUGCCUACUGUCAUCAAUGCAAAAGAAGAGCGGUUGUAUUUUAGUGCUAUAAAAACUAUAAAGCUGCUAGUUGCACGAAAAAAUACUGCGUAAGUUGCUUGUAAAAGUUUUACUAAGAUGAUGUCUACAAUACACUAUAAAAACUUAAGGAAUGGAACUGCCCUUACAAGUAGAAUGCCUGUUGCUGUUCAAAAUGUCAGCUGAGCCAUACUAAUUACAGAAGUUUGAAUGAUGGGAAAAAUACAUAGAUAAAUACUAAAACUCAGCAGAAGUAAAAAGGGUAGGAUAAUUAUGAAGAUAUGAAUGAGUCCUCUUAUUAUUCUGAGGUGAGUUAGAGUAGUGAAAUAUCUACUAUUUAAGAUCAACUUGCUGCCGUAAAGAAAUUCAACUUAGAUGACUUAUUGAGUGAUACUGAUGAUGAGAAUUAAGUCCAAGCCAGAAAAGAGCUUUAGCCUAUUGUUUUCAAAGAUCCAAAUCUUGAUAUAUGGUUUAAGAGAGCCUCAGAAAAGACUACAAUUAUGAGUAAAAGGUAAUUUGAUUUUGAGAGAUAAUAGUUGAGAGAUUAGACUCAAAAGAAUAUUUUGAAUCAGAUUAGUGGUUACCUUUAAACAAAUGGCUUGAUAAAUCAACCACAAAUUUCCUCUUAAUAGUCAGAUAAAAAAUCAUCCAUUGUCAUUAGACUAGAUAUGAAUUAGAAUGUUUAAGGAGUUAAGAGCACACCAGAGAAGAUCAAGAGUGCCAGCUCAUCUACUUAAAAGAUUACUCUCCUCAGGAAAAGACCAGCAUAGACAGCUAAUACCACCUUAAAGCAAGAGUUUAUGAGUUAAACAAGUGCUAUUACCUAACAAGACAAGGAAUUAAAAAAGAAAAAGAGUUUGGGUAAACAGAAACCAAAACAGUCUAAAAUUAUUGGCAAAAUUGAAUUAAAAUAGAUUAAAACUAAACACUCUAUCGAUGAAAAUUUGAAGUAAACUUUCAAGAAUGAGUAUUUGGAGAUUGAUGAAAAUUUCAAUAUUAUUGUAAGCAAAAACAUCCUCAUUAAUUGA